This is a messenger RNA of Fukomys damarensis (Damara mole-rat), 2398 nucleotides long. RefSeq names its product mitochondrial transcription termination factor 1 (gene Mterf1). Gene Ontology annotation, molecular function: double-stranded DNA binding. Lineage: Eukaryota; Metazoa; Chordata; Mammalia; Rodentia; Bathyergidae. The record is from RefSeq and is a predicted model, not a curated record. Gene Ontology annotation, cellular component: mitochondrial matrix. The transcript is spliced from 2 exons. Gene Ontology annotation, biological process: regulation of DNA-templated transcription; termination of mitochondrial transcription. The coding region runs from base 116 to 1261 and encodes 381 amino acids.
GUGGCACUUGAAAAGACAGAUGCAAAAGAGGCUUUCUUUGAAAUUGAUCUUGGAAGCAGUAUCUUCAGCCCUAAAAUGUUAGUGCAUUCCGAAAGAUUUGGGCUACCUGAGCAUUAUGGCAUCAAGAAACCUCUGGCAUAUGAGAAGUAACUUUCUUUUGGGUUCAAGAUGUUGGAUAACCCAAUAUUCAACAGAAAUCUUCAAAUCCAUUUCAUUUAGGCUUUUUGGUAUGAAAUGUGAUAAUGCAGACCGUGAGCCUUUGGAAAAGGAAGACGUGCUGAACAACUUAGUUGCUAUGGGAGUUGAUAUUGACAUGGCUAAGAAACGACAGCCUGGAGUUUUUAAUAGGACAAUUACUAAUGAGCAAGACCUGCAGAUGUUCCUUCUUUCCAAAGGAGCUAGUAAAGAAGUGAUUGCUAAUAUCAUAUCAAGAUAUCCACGAGCUAUAACACGUACUACUGAAAGUCUUUCAAAACGGUGGGAUCUGUGGAGAAAGAUAAUGGCAUCAGAUCUUGAAAUUGUAAAUAUUUUGGAACGUUCUCCUGAAUCCUUUUUUCGGUCCAAGAACAAUGAAGAGUUAGAGAAAAAUAUAAAUUUCCUGUAUUCGGUUGGAUUGACCGGUAAAUGCCUUAGUCGACUAUUGACCAAUGCCCCUCGUACUUUCUCCAAUAGUCUUAGUUUGAAUAAACAGAUGAUUAAAUUUUUGCAUGAAGUCUGUUUGUCCUUGGGUUAUAGUGACCCUACAGAUUUUGUCAGAAAGAUAAUUUUCAAAAAUCCUUUCCUCUUAAUUCAGAGCACCAAGCGGGUGAAAGCUAAUAUUGAAUUUUUACAAUCAACUUUCACCUUGAACAACAAGGAACUGCUGGUUCUGAUAUGUGGUUCAGGAGCUGGACUCCUAGGCCUUUCCAAUGACUAUGUCAAAAGAAACUACGAAAAUAUCAAAGAAAAGCUGUUUUCCUUUGGAUGUACUGAAGAAGAGGUUCAGAAGUUUGUCUUAAGCUAUCCAGUCGCGAUCUUCUUGGCAGAGAAAAAGUUUAAUGAUAAAAUAAACUACCUUAUAGAAGAAAAAAUUAGUAUUUCACAAAUAAUUGAAAAUCCUCGGGUUCUAGAUUCAAGCAUAAAUACUUUAAAAAAUCGAAUCAAAGAAUUAGUACCUGCUGGCUAUAACUUGAAUACAUCAAAAAUCACUGUUCUAUCUUGGAGUCAAAAAAGAUAUAAAGCUAAACUGCAAAAAACUAAGAAAACAGCACCUGGAGCAUAAUUCUUAAAAUUUAGUAACGUUUAUUUUUGACUUUGGAGUGUCAAAGGAGAACUGUGAUUUCUUAACCACAGAUACAUAUGUAAAUAAUCCUUUAAAAAUUUUGGCUUAAAGGUUUGCAAAAACUCUUAGUUGGUAUGUUCUGAUGUACUUCUCCCAGCUACUACUUCUCUAGUUUGAAUUAAUGCAACAUCCCAUUGUAUGUAGGCUGUGACUGCUGUACAGUAUGGUAGUUCCUGAGUGCUAUACAGAACAGUGUGGAGAAAGAUAGUACAAAAUAAGCACUUGUAGUUCCUGUUUAGAUUUAAAAAUUAACAGAUUUGGGAUGGACAUUUAUAGCUUAGGAGGACAGCAUUUGCCUAGCACGUGCAAGGCCCUAACUUUGGUCCCUAGCACAGCAAAAAUAAAAAUAGACAAAAAACAAAUUGACAGACUCAUGUAGGCAAUUAGUUCUGUUUCCUCUCAUUGGUUUGAAUGACAAGUCAUUUUAUUAUUCCAACUUAUAGAAUUAGGUUAUCCUGAAAAUAAAAUGCCAGUAAAAAGAGUAAAAAAAUCCAACAAAAAGGAUUUUUUUUCAUUCCAAGUUCCACGUUCUCCAUUUAAACCAUUAAUAUGACAUUACUGUCCCCCUCAAAAGUAAUAGUCCCUAUAGUCUACUGCAGGUGUGUUCAUAUUUCUUUGAAGACAAGGCACCUGUGGUGGGUAUAAGAAUAAUGGUCACCUAAAGAAGUUAAUGUCCUAGUUUCUAGAAGCUGUGACUAUGUCAUGUUACAUUGCAUUGGAUUUUACAGAAGUGAUUAAGUUAAAAUGUGGUUAAGGCCCUUGAGAUGGGAAAAUUAUCCUAAAUUAUUUGAGUGGGCCCAAUAUCAGGAUUCUUAAAAAUGAAGAGGGAGGUGCUGGGGAUUUAGCUCAGUGGCACUGCACCUACCCAGCAAGCACAAGGUCCCAAGUUUGAUCCCUGGUGGGGUGGGGGGAGGCAAGAAGGGAGGCUGUAGAGAUGUAAUAUAAGAAUGACUUGGCCACUUUUGCUAUCUAUGAAGGACAGAGGUGCCAUGAAGCAAAGAAUGUGGGUGGGUGGCCUAGGAACAGAUUCCUUUUUUAAUUUGUUUUUUUGAGACAGGGUCUCACUAUGUAGUCGAG